GAGCACAUAAUGGUGUCCUGACACUUUACAAUGUCUACUCUACACGAUGGAUGGCCCAUACUUCCCCUCUGAGAUUGCAGCCUACACUACAACACAUUGGCAUCACUUCAGGUGGUUUCUUCGGCGCUGCAGGACGAGACUUGCUCGAAAAAGUUCUCUUAUACUUUUUGCACUUCUGUUGGCACUUUUCUGGGCGUCGCUAUACGUCUCCACCCUCCAGGCUGUAGACACAGACUACGAUGGCGUAGGCCUAAUAAGUGCCCUCCAUCAUCCAAGGCUCGAACGCUUCGUCCAUCCAGAAGACUCUUUCACCAUCGUCAUGGAAACGUAUAAGCGAACGGACAUUCUCUUGAAGCUUCUGAGGCAUUAUCAGCUAGUGCCUCGCCUCAAACAGAUCGUGGUGGUGUGGAAUAACGUUGGAGAGCGGCCGCCGAGCCAGAUGUGGGAGUCGGGAGCCGGUCCUCACCGCGUCCCAGUGUUCUUCAAGGAGCAAACUCGGAAUCUAGUGAGGAACAGGAUGCUACCUUUUCCAGAAAUAGAUACUGAAGCUGUGCUAAUGCUGGAUGAUGACUUACUGAUUAGUGUUCCUGACAUCACCUUUGCUUUCUCUGUCUGGAAGCGAUUCUCUGACCAGAUCGUGGGCUUUGUGCCCCGCAAGCAUGAGACCAGAACAUCAGGGGCUUAUAAAUACAGUGUGAAAGCAGGAGGUGACUUCAGCAGCUACUCCAUGGUCCUGGUCGGCGCCGCCUUCUUCCACCGCCGCUACCUGCAGGUCUUCCAGGACCAGCCCAGGCAAGUGCACGCCCUGGUGGACAAGACGCAGAACUGCGAUGACAUCGCCAUGAACUUCGCGGUGGCCCUGUGGCUGGCGGAGCAGGACGGCUGGAAAGCCCGGCCCUCGGGGGUUCUGGUGAAGCCCGCCGUGGCCAUGCAGAACCUGGAGGAGCAGGCCAGGAGUGGCUUCAUGGGGCUGUGGCGCAGGCCGUUCCACAAGCGGCAACGCUCUUACUGCCUGAAUCGGCUGUCGAAGAUCUACGGGGACAUGCCCCUGCUGUACUCCAAACUCAUAAUAACACGAUGA
Messenger RNA from Engraulis encrasicolus (European anchovy), 1081 nucleotides. RefSeq names its product exostosin-like 2. The record is from RefSeq and is a predicted model, not a curated record. Gene Ontology annotation, molecular function: glycosyltransferase activity. Bases 47 to 1081 code for a protein of 344 amino acids. NCBI's taxonomy places the organism in Eukaryota, Metazoa, Chordata, Actinopteri, Clupeiformes, Engraulidae. The transcript has 6 exons. Gene Ontology annotation, cellular component: membrane.